Chaetomium strumarium is the source of this 1317-nucleotide messenger RNA. RefSeq lists its product as uncharacterized. Gene Ontology annotation, cellular component: cytoplasm; membrane. Lineage: Eukaryota; Fungi; Ascomycota; Sordariomycetes; Sordariales; Chaetomiaceae. The transcript has 4 exons. The coding region runs from base 117 to 983 and encodes 288 amino acids. The record is from RefSeq and is a predicted model, not a curated record.
UUGCUCAGUCUUGCUACCACAGCGCAAUUGGAUCACUAUCUCAACACAGCGUCGAGUUAUCCCAAGGUCGCUUGCUCCGCUUGUACCUUUAAAUGUCGAUUUGAUCACCACGAGCCAUGUCACUCAAGAUCGAGCGGGACACAGUCAAGGAGACUGUCAACCAGGCUGUCGCUACCCACGCUCCCGUCAACAAAGGCGGCUUGGUUGGGCAGGCCGCCGUCGCCGUCGCCGAAGCUGCUACCGGGAACCUGCCCGGGACCAGCGGCAAGCAUCCUAUUUCGGCUGUCGUUGGCACCGCCCUCACCGGCGGCAGACAAAAUGCGGGCACCAAGGGUUAUCUCGCUGCCUACCUGCGGCAACUAGAGGAACACCCUUUGCGCACCAAGAUGCUCACGGCUGGUACCCUGGCCGGUAGCCAGGAAUUGCUUGCCUCAUGGUUAGCCAAGGACCGCAACAAGCAUGGAAAUUACUUCACGUCGCGCGUUCCAAAGAUGGCAGCCUACGGCGCACUCGUCAGCGCGCCCCUGGGUCACUUCCUGAUCUGGGUCCUGCAGAAGAUCUUCAGUGGGCGCACCAGUCUGCGGGCCAAGAUCAUGCAGAUUCUCGUCAGCAAUCUGAUUAUCGCGCCCAUCCAAAACACCGUCUACCUAGUUGCCAUGGCCCUCAUCGCCGGCGCUAAGUCGUUUCACCAAGUCAGGGCGACGGUGCGCGUCAGCUUCUGGAAGGUGAUGCGCGUGAGCUGGAUCACAUCGCCCAUCUGCCUGGCCUUCGCGCAGAAGUUCCUGCCCGAGAACACCUGGGUGCCCUUCUUCAACCUCGUCUCGUUCGUCAUCGGUACCUACAUCAACACCGUUACCAAGAAAAAGCGCCUCGGCGCCCUGCGCAAGAAGCACUUCGGCGAGGGCCGCACCCCCGGCGGCUCCACCAUCGGCGGGCCUCGCCCCGAGGAUUACCCUCCUAUCGGACCCAACCCUCCGUACUAGUCUCAUGCGGUGGCGCGAGGUCUGGUGUUGGUGGGCGUAGAAACCAAGACUCUUCGGUGCCGCGCCGAAAUGGAUCCGCGGAGGGACAUCAAGGUUAACCGAACCCCCUCCCCGCCUCGUUUUCCCGCAAGGGGGGAUAUGGGGGUGAAGGCAGGUUUGAAACACGCUAUUGAGUGAACCAAGCGUUUUAUGACGGAUUGUGAUGACUUUGGGGUUGCGGCUCCAUUAAGGGAGUUUCGGCAGGGCGGAUUCGUGUAUAAUGUUCGGUGGUUUAUACCUUUAUGUUAGUUAUGGCUGGGAUUGGGUUAUUGCCUUGAUGUGUUGGAUGAAUAUA